This is a messenger RNA of Cavia porcellus (domestic guinea pig), 2079 nucleotides long. RefSeq names its product VPS37C subunit of ESCRT-I (gene Vps37c). Gene Ontology annotation, cellular component: ESCRT I complex. The transcript has 5 exons. The record is from RefSeq and is a predicted model, not a curated record. Gene Ontology annotation, biological process: protein targeting to vacuole; ubiquitin-dependent protein catabolic process via the multivesicular body sorting pathway; protein targeting to membrane. Bases 159 to 1217 code for a protein of 352 amino acids. Lineage: Eukaryota; Metazoa; Chordata; Mammalia; Rodentia; Caviidae.
GAGGAGAAACCUGAGGGGCGGGGCGCGUAGCGCGUGAGCCGGGCCGCCACCGCCAGGCCACCGGACGUGGGCGGGGACCACAUCCGGCGGGGCGGGGCUCGCGGAUCCCGGAAGUGGCGCUUGGCUGCGGUUUCCCGGUGCGGUGGCUGCAGGGCAGGAUGGAGACCCUGAAAGACAAGACCCUGCAGGAGCUAGAGGAGAUGCAGAGCGACCCAGAGGCUAUCGGCCGGCUGGCCCUGGAGUCCCCGGAGGUCCAGGACCUACAGCUGGAGCGGGAGAUGGCCCUGGCCACUAACCGGAGCCUGGCUGAGCGGAACCUGGAGUUCCAGACCCCCCUGGAGAUCAGCCGCUCCAACCUCUCUGACAAGUACCAGGAGCUGCGCAGGCUGGUGGAGCGGUGCCAGGAGCAGAAGGCCAGGCUGGAGAAGUUUUCCUCUGCACUGCAGCCAGGGACCUUGCUGGACCUUUUGCAGAUCGAAGGCAUGAAGAUCGAGGAGGAGUCUGAGGCCAUGGCUGAGCGGUUCCUGGAGGGUGAGGUGCCACUGGAGCGGUUCCUGGAGGACUUCUCAGCCAUGCGGACGUUAUCGCACCUGCGCCGCGUGCGGGUAGAGAAGCUGCAGGAUGUGGUGAGGAGGCCCCGAGUGCCUCAGGAGCCUGCGGGGGACACCCCUCCACCCCGGCCACCGGUGCCACCACGCCCUACUGUCCAGGCUGUGCCCCCCGUGGCUGAGGAACCCCCGCCACAAGUGCAGCCACCGCCAUCGACUACACCCCCUUACCCCUUGCCCUAUAGUCCGAUACCCAGCCUGCCUGUUGGCCCCACUGCCCAGGGCGCCCUGCCGCCAGCCCCCUUCCCAGUGGUGGCCCAGCCCUCAGCCUAUGGGGCACCUCCUGGACCCCGGCCCGGGGUGGCCAUGGGCUAUGCCUGGUCCCCCGUCAGGGGCGUGCCACCCCAGCAGAGCUAUCCCACACCCCCAACUAGCACCUCAGGUCCUGGAUACCCCUUGGCGGGGGGCCGGGUCCCUAGUCCUGGCUAUCCUCAGCAGUCCCCCUUUCUCCCCAUGGCAGGGAAGCCCCCCUACCCCACACAGGCUCCGCUGCCCGGCUUCUCCACCCAGCCCCAGCCCCCAGUGCCCCCUGGGCCCCCGUACCCCACCAGGCCCACACCCCCCUACGGCUUCCCCCCACCCUCAGGCCCCAGCUGGCCUGGGUACUAGGUGGGUCACCCUCCUGGCACAGAGACCAAGGGGCAGGAGUGGCACAGGCUCUGUGGAGGUGGCCUUGGCAGUGUGACCAUGCACUGUGGCCUCCAGCUAGCAGCCCGGGCUGCCCCUUUCAGGGACUUGCUAUGGGGUUCUCGGGUUUCUAAUGAGCCAACUGAUUGUGCCUGCCCCGGGGACAUCUGGAUGUGCAUGAGACGGCCCCGCCCAUCUGCAUCUAGGGUUGGCACCAGCACGGGUGCUGGGCCAGAGCAGAGCAUCCACCUGUGAAGCCAUCACGGACCUGCGAGGCUGUACCCUGGGCUGGGUGCACUGUGAAGGCCUUGCGUCGGUCCCCUGGAGCUCUGACUAGAUGGAGGAGCAUGGAGCCCAGGAGGUCUCGGCAGGAUGGGGAGUGGGGGCGGGGCAGCCAGAGCCCCUAUCCCUUUGUGCCUUGAAUCUCACAUACAAAUGGUCCCUCCCCUUACCCACCCCAUGAGCCCCAUCCCCGACCUGCAGCCCCUGCGGAUCGUCACAGCAGCCAGGCAUGGGCCCCAGCCUGAGUGGCAGCCCCCCGGCAUGCAGAGCAGGCUGGGCAUGGCGCUUGGGUGAGUGUCUCCGGCAGACCCCGAAGCCGCAGCCACACUGUGGCGUCAGGAAAUCUAGUGCCUUGAACCGUCCUGCUGGGCUCUCCACUUCUGAUGGGUGCAGGGGUGAGGGUGCCUGGCCUUGGGAGGCUGCCUAGCCCCACGUGUUGUGGGUAGGUGUGUGCAGGUCCAGGGCUGUGCCCCAACAUUGAGAGGAGUCCCAGUGAUCCUGUCCUGGCUCAGCCAGCUGUGUCACAACUUGCCACAAUAAACAUGGACUAGUUAUACUGGUA